Molecule: messenger RNA, 3678 nt
Organism: Ctenopharyngodon idella (grass carp)
Lineage: Eukaryota; Metazoa; Chordata; Actinopteri; Cypriniformes; Xenocyprididae
Gene: zranb3
Product: zinc finger, RAN-binding domain containing 3
Exons: 22
Coding region: 143-3400 (1085 amino acids)
Biological process (GO): DNA repair; replication fork processing
Cellular component (GO): nuclear replication fork
Molecular function (GO): ATP-dependent chromatin remodeler activity; ATP binding; nucleic acid binding
Source: RefSeq, a predicted model, not a curated record
CCACAGAAGGGUGAAAGAAACCCACAAAUUGCAACUCGUCGCGUGGAUAUGACGCAUAGCGUGUUUUGUGACGCCACUCACUGUAUUGCCGCGAAAUGUCAAAUCAUGGCAGUAGGAAUUCAGAAAUGAUCGUCUCCUGAGUAUGAAAACCAUGAGAAGUCAAGUCAAAGCAGGUCCAGAGGGGGUUUCUCUCCAUGGCAAAGAUGCACUUCAACUCCUUCCACAGAAACUGCAAGAAAAGCUGAUGCCCUUCCAGAGAGAGGGUGUCUGUUUUGCCCUAUCAAGGGAUGGACGGUGUAUGAUUGCAGAUGAGAUGGGUUUGGGAAAGACGAUCCAGGCCAUUUCUGUGGCGUAUAUCUUCAAACAGGAAUGGCCUCUUCUGAUUGUGGUACCUUCAUCUCUGAAAUACCCUUGGAUUGAAGAGCUGGAGAAGUGGAUUCCUGAACUCGACCCCAGAGACAUCAACUUGGUGGAGAGCAAGACCGAUACAAUGAGUAUCAGCACUAGCAAAGUGACAAUACUGGGAUACGGGCUGCUCACGACAGACGCACGCCCCCUGCUGGAGGCUCUGAACAAGCAACGUUUCGGCGUCGUCCUGGUGGAUGAAUCCCACUACCUGAAAUCUCGCAAUGCAGCUCGUAGUAAAAUACUGGUGCCAGUCAUUCAGAACGCCAAGCGUGCCAUCCUUCUAACUGGCACCCCGGCGCUGGGCAGACCAGAGGAGCUCUUCAUGCAAAUCGAAGCUUUGUAUCCACGGAGAUUUGGAACCUGGAGCGACUACGCCAAAAAAUACUGCAACGCACACUACAAGUUUUUUGGGGCCAGACGGCAGUGGGACUGUCGCGGCGCUUCUCAUUUGGACGAGUUACACCAACGUCUGAGUGAGAUUAUGAUUCGCAGACUCAAGAAUCAGGUGCUGACUCAACUACCACCCAAAAUACGUCAGCGAAUUCCCUUCGACCUUCCCAAAGAUGCCGCCAAGGAAGCGAGUGCUAGUUUUGAGCAGUGGGAGAAACUGAUGAGCUCUGAGAGUGAGAAUCAGUUUGUGGAGGUGAUGAGUCUCAUCACACACAUGUAUAAGCAGACUGCCGUUGCCAAGGCCGGAGCGGUGAAGGACUAUAUAAAGAUGAUGUUGGAGACCGAACAGCUGAAGUUUCUGGUCUUUGCUCAUCAUCUCAGCAUGCUGCAGGCGUGUACCGAGGCUGUCAUCGAGGCCAAGGCUAGUUAUAUCCGCAUCGAUGGCAGCGUUCCAUCUGCAGAGAGGAUCCAACUGGUGCAUCGUUUUCAAAACGAUCCAGACACGCGUGUGGCCAUACUAAGUAUACAGGCAGCUGGACAGGGUUUGACAUUUACAGCAGCAUCUCACGUGGUCUUUGCCGAACUCUACUGGAACCCAGGACACAUCAAACAAGCAGAGGACAGAGCACAUCGCAUAGGGCAGACCACGACCGUACACAUCCACUACCUCAUCGCCAAAGGAACCUUUGACACCGUCAUGUGGGCCAUGCUCAACAGAAAGGAAACAGUUACGGGCAGCGCUCUGAAUGGAAAGAAAGAGUAUUUGAACGCUGAGGUGGGAGACCAAGAGAAAUGGGACUUUCUGAACUUUGCUCAGGCAUGGACGCCAAGCGAGACCAUGAAGGGUGACUCUGAGGAUGACAAAGAUGGAAUUUUCUUUUCUCACUUUGAAAGGGACAAGCAGCACGACAUCCGAUCAUUCUUUUCCCCCUCUGUGAACAAAGAAAAGAAGAGGAAACGAUCUGGGGAUUCACCCUCCGAAGGAUCUCCUCUCCCCCAAUUAUCAAAGGAGGAGGAGCCUGUUCAGACACUGGAGAUCCAGAGUUCUGAUUUGCAGGCUGACCAGGCAGAGGAUUUUUCCCCGCAGGUGAAGCGCUUUAGGCAGGUUAGCCCCUUGUCACGACGCGGGGGUAAGAAGAGCUCCCUGUCGCCCUUGUGCACCCCCCUCAGACUCUCGGCGGGACUGCAGGCUCCACGCCACAAUCAGAAGUGGAACUGUUCAGCAUGUACGUUCUCCAACAGCGGACUGCUGCUACGCUGUGAGAUGUGUGAAAGUCCACGAAAUGUGCAGAAAGCUCUCAGCCCACCUUCCUCAUUACCGGACCACCCCUCAUCCUCCUCGUCCACAUCGCUCACUACCAUCUGCAUCUCCGAUUCAGACCACGAAAGUGAACCAACCACCCCCAGCACCCCACAAACUCUACAUGCACGUCCAAGCCAACGGGCCAAUCAGGAUGUGGCGGAAACGCACCUGGAUGUAUCUCAAGAAAUGGAACAAAGUGACGAAUUAACUCCACAAACACUCUCUAGUAGUAAUCCAGCUAAUGAAGAUCACUCUCAAAAGGAGUCGGACGACUCUGUUCGCGUGUACGACUGUCUGAAGUUCUGUGCCAGCAAAAACACAGACAGGAUCUACAUCUACGACAAGGACGGCCUCCCGCUCCACUGUAACUUCAUUCCCUUGGAUAUCAGACUGCAGAACUGGGAGGAACUGCCACCAGAAUUCAAUCACAGUGAGAACAGGAGACAGGUUGUGCGAUUCGUGCGUGAGUGGAGCUCUCUGACUGCGAUGAGGCAGAGGAUGGUGAGGAAGAGUGGAAGAGUGUUUCACAGCUCCAUCCUGCUGCUGGAGGAACUCACACAAUCACAGCGACGGCACAGCAGCACCUCCAGGUAUCUCUCCAAACAGGAUGUAGCUCAGACCUCCAUCGCUGUGGCCCAGAAAGAGGGCGGAGCCCUCCGCAUCAUCAACAAGGACAACGUUGCCCCGAAAAGAAGAUCCACAUCCAAACCUACUGAUCACACCAACAGCGAAGCUGAGAGCUCCGUGUGUAUUGAGACAAACACUACGGCCGGUUACCUGCAGGCCGUGGACUCGGCAGGUACCCCCCUGUGUCUGUCCUGCCAGAAGCCCAGCGGGGAGCACCGUGGCUGGGCAGGAGGGUUCUGCAGCCCUGCCUGUAUGGAAGACUUCCAGCUGCGCUCCAAUCAGGGCUACAUGCGCGCCCGUGUGCUGGAGACGGAGCAGGGUGUGUGUCAGCACUGCGGACUAAACGCCCACCAGCUGUACAUGCAGGUCCGGGAUGCCCCGCACACACACCGCAAGGAGAUGCUGGACAACACCUGGUUGGCACAACUUCCUCUUAAACAGCUGAAUGAGAUGAUCCAGAGUCCCGUGGAAGGACAGUUCUGGCAGGUGGACCACAUUAACCCUGUGUACAGAGGAGGAGGACAGUGUUCCCUAGAGAACCUUCAAACCCUUUGUACCGUCUGCCAUCGUAUGAGGACCGCACAGCAGGCCAAAGAUAGAAGUCAGAUGAAACGACACCAAGCUGCCUCCAAACUGGCCUCUGACAUCACAAGAUUCUUCGUGAAGAAAUGAGACGCACUGUCUGUAACUAUUAAAAACAUAUUCUGAGCAGCAAAGAGCCGUUGCCUUGGAAAAGAGCCAUUUGCUUGUUACAUGUCACAGGCGUUAUUUACAAACAUCUGCAGUAUUUGAGAAUUGUUAUUUCUGUGAAUACGAGUUAGUUGAUCAAAUGGCUGUUUUUAAAUCACUGGUCUCAGCAUGACACAAAGCUUUUGAAACUUUUAUAUUUGAUGUAUAUAACGAUACAUUUAAAUAAAAUCACCAAAUAAACAUGCUAUAUUUAAAGCACA